Episyrphus balteatus (marmalade hoverfly) is the source of this 2520-nucleotide messenger RNA. RefSeq names its product ras association domain-containing protein 8 (gene RASSF8). Gene Ontology annotation, biological process: signal transduction. The transcript has 8 exons. Bases 470 to 2299 code for a protein of 609 amino acids. Lineage: Eukaryota; Metazoa; Arthropoda; Insecta; Diptera; Syrphidae. The record is from RefSeq and is a predicted model, not a curated record.
CCGCUAAAUGUCAUACGAAAGCACAUAUCUAAAAAAGGGCAAAAUGGCGUUUUGUUCGUAGUGGUGUGUGAGUAAAACAAAAAGAAAACUUUUUUAAAAAGACGAACAAAAAAAUGUAAAUAAAGAAAAACUAAUCAGCAAUAAAUUCCAAUCGUGUUCUAAUUUAUGAUUUCCUAAUCGAUUGUUAUAAAAUCGAUUCAAAAAUACACACCUCCAAAUGCCUCUCAUAUCCCAACUAGAAGCAAUAGCAAUCCAAUCACCAAAGUGACGACUGCUCUGCUCGGGGUGGUCGUGGACAACAAAAAUCUUUUAACUCAAAAACAAAUACAAUGAGUUCCACAAGGAUGCAUUUUCAUUAAAUUUCAUUUAAAUAAAAUUGACAAAAAUCUAUCAAACAUAAAUUUAAGAAUAAAAACAAGUUGAAAAUUGUUUAAAAAAUUCCACAAUUUGGGUGGAGAACUCAGUCGAUAUGGAACUGAAAGUUUGGGUUGAAGGAAUUCAAAGAAUUGUUUGUGGAGUGACGGUCAACACGACUUGUCAGGAUGUAGUUUUUGCACUUGCACAUGCAACAGGGAAAGUGGGGCGUUUCACACUGAUUGAACGGUGGCGAAAUAAUGAACGAUUAUUGGCCCCCACUGAAAAUCCAUUAAAAUUGCUUCUGAAAUGGGGCGAGUAUGCUAAUGAUGUGCAAUUCAUACUGCAGCGAUCGGAACAAACAAAGAGACCUGCGGCUGCAGAUGAGAAGGGACAUUCACAGCAAUUUGGUGCAACGACGGCAACAAAAAAACAGCCAUUGCCAAGCAAUGGCAGUGACUCAGAACUGCAUCUACAACAAUCUAUGCAGCAGCAGCAACAAUCGAUGCAUGCUGCCACUGAAUUUAUGCCAUUGAAUCGAUGUAAAGAAUUGAGAAAAAGUUUUGGUUCUUCAGAGUCACCAAAACCAAUAGAAAAUGUUGGAAUCGUCAAAGGAAUACCCCAACGUACGACAAUCACCCCUACACAACCCUCACCAACAUCUCCACAAAAAUCUGGCAAACAUGAAAAAACACCAUCAAAUCUAAGCCUUCCCUCAUCCACAAGCGCUUCAGACACAAUGGUCAACUAUUAUGAAUCAAAUUCUUCAAAUGAAAUUAAUUUGGCUGAAGUACGUAAUUCACUUGACCGUCGCACUACACCGCCUAUGUCAAACAUUAAUUAUUCCCACCAGCAGGAUGCAAGUAAUAAUAAUUCAAACAGCAAUGAAAAUCUAUUAGAUGUCUUCAAUGGAAACACUUCUAAUAACAAUAAAUAUCAAGCAACUAACAGUGUUUCGCCUGAUUUAUACAAGAAUACACCGCUUAUAUCGUCCAAUGGUGCUCUAGUUCCCCCACCCUACCGAGAUCCACCACCGCCGCGGAAUAGUCCAAUGCAAUUGCAGCAACAAACUCAAGUUAAGCUAUUGGAAUUUAGCUCAGGUCUUGGAAAUAAUUUUAAUAAAAAAGUCGACGGUGCAUGUACAAACCCAUUCCUUUCUGAUAUGGGUGAUGGUGAUUUCAAUGAUAAUUUUUUUGAAACUGCACAAUAUAAAGAUUUGAUUCAAUUGAUUAAAUUUCAAAGGGAAAAGAUAACAUCCCAACAAUCUGAAUUAACGAAGUAUGAUGCUGAAAUUGUUUAUUUGGAAAACAAAGAACGUGAUCAGGCUCAAGAACUUGAAGCCAUAUCUCGGGAGAUAACAAAAGCUGAUCAAAUAUUCCGACAAGGCAGUGAACAGUUACAGACAUUGCAAUACGUAGAGGAAGAAAACGAGCUAGUUAAACAGCAAGAGAAAACAUUAAAAUCUGAAAUAACAUUAUUGCGAUCAAAACUUGCAAAUUGUGAGACUGAAUUGCUACAGUGCAAAAAUAAAAUACGAAUUCUCAUGGAUGAUGUUCAAGUUGAACAAAGAGCAAUUUCAAGUCGACAAAAGGAUAAUCGACAAAACGUAGAACGAGAUUUUCUAAUUGAAAUGGAAAGAAUUCAAACAGAAAUUGAUCAAGCAAUACAUAAUACAGAUUCAUCUAGCAAGGCAACAGAUAAUUUAAAAAAAGAAAUCAACAUGAUUGAAAAUGCAAUAGCUGAAAAGAAACGCCAGGUAGAACAACUUGUUAAUGAAAUGAAAGAAGUUAACUUACAAAGUUUAGCUGUUACACCUUCAGAUGAAAUUCGAAAUUUACUGGAAGGUUCCAACAAGCCUGGCAGUAGUCGAAGAAUUAUUGGUUCGCCAAGGCAACUAGAAAAUGCAGUACCUACAAGUAAAAAUCCACAUGGGGUAUGGGUAUAAACGAAGCAAUAAUUAUUCCCAAUUUGUUUUAAAAAAAAUCCUCACCGUCCACUUUUUGGCUAUUUUUAAAAAAUUUAAUUAAUGCGACACUCAAUUUUUUUUUAACCUUAUUCACUUUUGAGAUGGCGUCGAUCUCACAUAGUCCUAAAAAUAAAAUUCACCUUGUAAAUUAUUUAUAUCAUGCUCCACAAGUAAUUAUGCUGUUAUUACAAACAAAAACA